UGUCUCACCAUUUGUGAUUCAACUUUCCAUCAUAUUCAAAAUAUCAGUUUAACAUUAAUGGCGACACCCGUCACUGCCGACACAAACCCUAGCUCCAAAUCCAACUCUAACCUUAUCUACCUUCAGGACAUGGACGAGCUUAAGAGAGUCUUCAAUCGCUUUGACUCUAACGGCGAUGGCAAGAUCUCAGUUAAUGAGCUCAACAACGUCCUUAGCACCUUAGGCUCUGGUGUUCCACCGGAUGAACUCCAGCGCGUCAUGGACGAUCUCGAUACCGAUCAUGAUGGUUUCAUAAGCCUUCCCGAGUUUGCUGUCUUCUGCCGCUCUGAUACCACCGACGGAGGUGCCACUGAGCUCCGGGACGCCUUCAACCUAUAUGACCAGGACAAGAACGGCCUCAUCUCUUCCGCCGAGCUGCAUCUUGUCCUGAACCGCCUGGGUUUGAAGUGCUCUGUGGAGGAAUGUCACAACAUGAUCAAGUCUGUGGAUUCUGACGGAGAUGGCAACGUGAACUUUGAGGAGUUCAAGCAGAUGAUGAGCAACAACCGUGUAAAUGGUAAUGUUAAUGACUCUGUCCUAUAAAAGAAGAAAUAUGCAAGUUUUUAUGCAUUUUUUCACUUUAUCUUGGUAGAUCUGUGUUGGUACUUUGUUGUACUUCUUCAUAUAAAUAACAAAAACUAACAAUAAUUUUUAUGUGA
This is a messenger RNA of Arachis duranensis, 698 nucleotides long. RefSeq names its product probable calcium-binding protein CML26. Gene Ontology annotation, molecular function: calcium ion binding. The coding region runs from base 58 to 582 and encodes 174 amino acids. Lineage: Eukaryota; Viridiplantae; Streptophyta; Magnoliopsida; Fabales; Fabaceae. The transcript has a single exon. The record is from RefSeq and is a predicted model, not a curated record.